AUGACCAAGGCCUCACAGUGUGCCCCUCCCAUCAAAGCAGGCAAAACGAGCCGAAUUAACUCGUUUCUAGUGAUUGGACCUUUUGUUUGGUACGAAGGAAUUGUUGGUCAUGACAAAUCGCACAGCAAUCUAUACUGUUGCCUUCCGCCGGGCAAUAAUCGGCGCAGCAUCUUCCUACUUCAAAUGGUCCAUGCUGAGCCCUCUUCUGUUCUGCCUUAA
This is a messenger RNA of Protopolystoma xenopodis, 219 nucleotides long. Lineage: Eukaryota; Metazoa; Platyhelminthes; Monogenea; Polystomatidea; Polystomatidae. The record is from the annotation of a GenBank genome assembly.